Messenger RNA from Rosa rugosa (rugosa rose), 714 nucleotides. RefSeq names its product glutaredoxin-C4. Gene Ontology annotation, molecular function: glutathione disulfide oxidoreductase activity. Lineage: Eukaryota; Viridiplantae; Streptophyta; Magnoliopsida; Rosales; Rosaceae. The coding region runs from base 171 to 590 and encodes 139 amino acids. The transcript is spliced from 4 exons. Gene Ontology annotation, cellular component: cytoplasm. The record is from RefSeq and is a predicted model, not a curated record. Gene Ontology annotation, biological process: cellular response to oxidative stress.
UCUAGAUCCAAUACCUUGUUUUCAUGCCGCCUCCUUGUGGGCGAAUAGUCCGACAAGCUUCAAUUACAGCCAAAGGUGAAGGAAGAGUCUCAAUCGAAUUCUGAAUUGCCUUGCGAACUGCGCUAACCUCGCCGCGCGUGAGAUCCCAAUCACCACCACCAUCAUCAUCAAUGGCUUCAGCCAAGACGGUGUUAUCGGUAAUUGCAGCAACUGUGUUACUCACCUCUCUUCUCUGGAAACUCACAUCUUCAUCCUCAUCUUCUUCCGCCGAGUCUAUCGAUUUCAUCAAGAAGACCAUCUCCUCCAACAAGAUCGCCAUCUUCUCCAAGUCCUAUUGCCCAUACUGUAGAAGGGCAAAGGCUGUUUUCAAAGAGUUGAAACAAGUGCCCUAUGUGGUUGAGCUUGAUGAGAGAGCUGAUGGUCGGGACAUCCAAGAUGCUCUAAGUGAGGUUAUUGGGAGGCGUACUGUUCCACAGGUGUUUGUAAAUGGAAAGUACAUUGGGGGAUCUGAUGAUACUGUUGCAGCAUAUGAAAGUGGAGAACUGGCUAAGCUUCUAGGCCUUGAGGUCAGGCAUAAGGAUGAUCUGUAAACUGAAUCACCAAUAACCAGAAACUCGCAACUUAUUUCUUAUCAAAUUUGAAUGCAUUGUUGUAAAAUAACUCCUUCUCUAUCGAUUGGGGUAUGGUAAAUUACAGAGGAUGCUUCAUUCUUCA